Linum trigynum is the source of this 2710-nucleotide messenger RNA. NCBI's taxonomy places the organism in Eukaryota, Viridiplantae, Streptophyta, Magnoliopsida, Malpighiales, Linaceae. The record is from the annotation of a GenBank genome assembly.
UUACAACUCAUACCACAACCAUUUCACUUCUUUCUCCCUCAAUUUAUCCGCUCUAGUCUCGUUCUAAGUAUGCUCUGUGGUUGCGGAUAAAUCCGAUCUUCCACAUCAGGAAGAAUUACUAGAGUUUGACCCUAAAGCCCCCGUCCCGUCCCGCUAAGUGCUGGAGGGCUGGUAUUUAUACUAAAAUAUGCCUAAUGUUCACCGUUUUGGUCAAACACGGUGAACACCAUCACCGCGUUUGUCUCAAACGGUGAACAUUAGGUAGCUCAUACCUAAUUUUCACCUAACAGGGGUUGAAAACGUGCCUAAUGUUCACCGUUUUAACCUAGAACGGUGAUAUAUUCACCGUUUAGGCUUAAACGGUGAAUUAUUCACCGUGCUUGUCAAACGCGGUGAUAGCCUUCACUGCGUUUAUCAAAAACGGUGAAUACCAAACAUGUGUAGUUUUGGAAUUUUUUUUAUAACUUAUGUAUUUUGGGAAUUUUUUUUAAGAACAUGUGUACUUUGGGAUUUUUUCCAAAAAUUAAUGUCCAAUGAAUAGGAUAAGGAAAAUGGAGAUGAUGACAUUGAUUGCCCUACAAUCAGAAUUAAGAAAUGAAAUAGCGCAAGGAUUGGUAACUUAUGGCGUCGAGCCAUUUCCUUCCAUGUUCACGAGAAAUUCUUAUCCUUCAAUUAUAUUCACAGAAGAAUCCAGAAGAUGUUGGCUAAAACUGGAGGGAUUAGGGUUGGUGACAUCGAUAAUGGCUACUUCCAAGCAACCUUUGACUCCCAACUCGAUCAUGACCAGGCUCUCUAUGGAGGACCAUGGACGAUUGAGGAACAUUACAUUGCAGCUGAACCCUGGAGAAUUGACUUUCAUCCGAACUUCGACACCAUUGAUAGAGCUUUGGUCUGCGUUAGGUUGCCUCGUCUCCCUUUAGCCUAUUUCGAUGAAGAGAUACUAAAAGAUAUUGGAGAUAAGCUAGGGAGAGUUGAGAAGAUUGAUUCUAACACGGCGAACGGCUUCAGAGGUAGCUACGCCCACAUCUACGUGGAGAUUGAUCUCAGGAAGAGACUCAUCUCUAAUUACAGGAUUAAGAGACGGGUUAGAAGAAUGGAAUACGAAGAAUUACACACCGUUUUCUUUCUGUGUGGCCAUUAUGGCCACCUCGAGGAGAACUUCACCCUUGGCUUGACUUCAAGCCAAUUGACAUGGGAGGAAAAGCCAAAAACUAAACAGGAAAGCAGAAUGGAGAUUUUGGAGGAUUUUGGCCCCUGGAUGUUGGCUACACGACCUAAAAGGAAGACACAUCAACGAAAAGUGCAGAAGGAAGGAGUUGAAGAGAAUAGCAAGGGAAGUUUGGGGGCAUGUCUACGGAGUUGGGGUCAAGGUUUGAAGCUCUUGUCUUGGAGGAUACCUUUGACAAUGACAAAGAAGAGAGGAUUGAAGAGGAAGCUCACAUGGAGAUGGUGCUUGAUGAAUCAGGGGAGAUGAUGAAAAAAGUUUAAGCAAUUCCAGAAAAGAAUCCUCAAGAAACUACAAAGGAGGGGGGAAAGAAAGGAAAGAAACAAGCAGAAAGUAAACAACCAAAGUGUCAAAAGGAGAAUCUUCUGAUGCCUAACCAAAUGAAUAAGAAAGAUCCCCAGAAACCGCCAUCUGCAAGCUCUAAGCAAGCCAAACUAAAUGAAUCCAAAGGGAAGACCACUUCUGCCUCGACAAAAAACACUUCUACUUCCAACCCUCUUACUAAGGGCCCUGCACUUAAGCAAGGGGGUCUUUGUAGGCCCCAAGGAGGUAGCAGCUCGUUUCUCAGCUCACCGAAGCCUUCCAAACAACUGAAGGAAGGUGGUGUUGAUGGGAAGAAGAAAGCUAUACAAUCUUCAUUUCCCAAGGCAGGUUCCAACCCUGGUACCAACCCCUCGGUUAAAGAGAAACCCUCCUGAUUUAUUGGAUCCAAAGGAGUUGGAUUUUGAACCUUGUUUGAGGAGGGGAAGUCUGAGCCAGGAAGUGCUCAUUUGCUCACAUUUGAGACUGAUCCAGCCAAUGGAGCAUUCACGGAUGAGACAACGAUGGCCUUCGAUGCUAUUUGAAGAACUUGACCUUAGGGUCUGUUUGGGACUACUUUUCUACCAUGAUUAGUGUCUUCUCUUGGAACUGCAUGGGUUCAAAACACCCUAAUUUCCAUUCGACUUUUGAGUUUUACAAAGUGGAACAUUCACCUAAGGUGAUCUGUAUAUUGGAGCCUCGUAUCAGUGGCAAGAAGGCCGAGGAGGUGAUUAACUCCCUUGGUUUCGAUUCGUAUGAUGUCUCUGACGCAGUGGGAUUCAAAAGUUGUAUUUGGGUGCUUUGGGAUAGCAACUCUAUCCAGCUGCACCUCCAGGAUAAGAGCAACCAAUUCAUUCAUAUGUUCGUUUCUAGUGUUGGUAGAGAGAUUGGGUAUAUUACUGCAGUCUACGCCAGCCCGAAUGACCACAAGAGAAGUGGCCUUUGGAACUCAAUCAGAAGUAUUGCUAGAAGUAUGGAUAAGCCAUGGAUGCUCCUUGGCAAUUUCAACUCAAUCACUUGCCACCUCAGAGAAGCAAGGUGGAUGAUGACUCGGUAUUUGCACAUGUUUUCCCCUUUGUUUCUUGAUUGUUUGAGCUUGAAUUAUCGUGUCUUUGGCCUAUUUUACGCUAGGUUGUGUUCCUUUAUCACAUUUCAGGUCCUAGCACAUAAAGUGAAGCAUAGGCG